UCCGCCGGUAAACCACGGCGAAGCCGACAGGGCGCUGCCGGCUGUAGGCAGCGGCAAUUGAUCUCCUUGCCUCGGCGGGAUGGAGCACAGGCUGGCCGAGUUCCGGGCGAAUCGCCGCGCUUCUAGCUCCCCGAUUCGCGUUGCGCCGGCUUCGGAAAAACCUGCCUCCAUCGAGACCGGGGACCGGGCCUCAGCCCAGGCUCCGACGGAGGAAUCUGGUAAAAGAUCAGAAAACCAUGAAGCCCAAAUCAUUGCUUCUCCUCUGCCAUGGUGGAUCCAUUAUGUACUAAAGAAUGAACUCUUUCUCAAGUUUCUUCUCUGGUUGGUCCUACUUGGACUGUUUGUGGAACUGGAGUUUGGUUUGCCAUAUUUUGUCCUGUCUAUGUUUUAUUGGAUCUAUGUAGGAACUCGUGGUCCUAGGGAAAGGCAGCCUGGAGAAAAAAGUGCAUAUUCUGUAUUUAAUCCUGGCUGUGAGGCUAUCCAAGGAACUCUCACAGCAGAACAGUUUGAGAGGGAAUUACAGUAUCGGCCUUUAAUUGAGAGAUAAAUAGGACUAAAACUCAUUAUUGUAUGCCUAACCUGCCCGUGUAAUUACAGAGAAUAAUUUGUCUGUUCAAUGUAUUGUGAUAUUUUUUUAUUUUUAAAAAACAUUGAAGAUGUGAAUUCUGUUUUUGUAGUGUUAAGAGAAAGGAGACUAUGUAAAGACUUAGUCAAACAUCCAUUGUUAAACUUUUUGAUCACCUGGAUAGACAAAUAAAAUGAAGAAAAGCUUAUCCAAAUAGAUGCUUGAAUGUUUCUAAUGAGAAGCAGGUUUGGAAAUAAUAGGAUACCUAGAAUUGUUAGGAUAUUGAAGAACUCAAAAAUCUCAAAAAUGUUGCCUGCUCCAUUUUCUCACAAAACAGAUUAUUCAACACACUUUCUUUGACUUUGAACAAGAGGUUUUAAUCCAGGCUAGUUCACAAAUUAUGAAAUUAUGAAACCCCAUGAUUUCAGAAGGUUUACUUCACAUUUAUAUUAGUGUUUUGCAUCUAAUUAUGGUAUCUUUUGAAAUAAGUAGGAUGUGACAAGAAUAUUUUACAUUUUGACCUUUACAAAGGAAACUGGUUUCUGAUUUAAUCUGAAUGUUGGCUUUAUUUGACAACAAUUGAGCUUUUCUGCAAUAGAGUAGCAGCUCUAUAUAGAAAUUCUUCAUUUGUAUUUGUCUCAUUGAUAGGAUAUUGUGUAUAAUUUUCAUACAUCCUAGAUUAAUAUGGUAAGAUUUUUUUGAAAUUGAGCAAGUUUAACCAAGACCAAGUGUGUAGUACUGACAUUUAAUAUUAUCAUUCCAAUCAGUAUCUAUACGUGACCAAACUUUUUUCUCCAAGGCUAUUGAGAUUUCCAAUUCUAAAGGCAUUCUUUUUGAAAGUGGUAUGAGCAUCCUUUUCAUGCAAUACCAAUUUAAGCCUUAAAUAUAUCAAAUAAAUGUGGAUACAUUUAUAGGUAGUCCUGUACCUACGACCCUUUGUUCAUUGAUCAAAGUUAUGACAGUGCUGAAUGAAUUGGUCCUCAGAGUUCUAGCCAUCCUAGCAACCACAUGAUCAUGUGACCAUGAUCUGGCACAACUGGCUGCUCAGUGCUCUAUGAACUUGUGAUUGCCAUUUGCAAACUUCCCUGCUGGCUUCUCUACUAACUUCCUUGUUCUCUCCAUCACCUAGUAGCAGAGACUUACCUGCUUGCUGGCCUGGGACUUACAUAUUCUUGCUGGCUUCCCCACUGAUUGUGAGAAGCUGGCAGGAAAUGGCCUCACAUAAGGACCAUGGUGAUAAAAUUUCCGGUCCCAAUUACCAUUGUCAAGAACUACCUCUAAUUUGGAUUUGUUUGUUUGUGCCUUUGAAUCUGUCAUGAUUCCUGGUGACUAUAUGGAUAAGGCCAUGCAGUUUUCUUGGCAAGAUUUCAGAAGUGGUUUUGCCAUUUCUUUCUUUGUUAGGUUGAGAGAAUGUGAAUGGCCCAAGUGACCCAGUUGGUUUUUUUUAAACCCAAGGCAGGAUUUGAACUCAUGGUAUCUGGGUUUUUAGUCUCGUGCCUUUAACUACUAUAACAUCUCUUAAUUUAGAUAAAUACUUAGUAAUAAAAUACACCAGUUUUCUUUGUAGACUUGUAAAUAUAAAUCUUGGGAAACAGAUGAGUAACCUUGCUGUUCAGUUUAAAAUCCUAAUUAGGCUAGAAUUCUUUUCCCACAAUGACCAAUCAUAUGUUUAAGACAAAUAUAGCACCUUUCUUAUAUUUCUCCUACAACUCGUACUGAGUGGCAUAUUGCCUUUAAGCUGCCAUCUGCUGUGAGGUACAGGGUCAUACAAUGGUAAUACUAAAAAAAAUCUACACUAGUUACCGGUUGCUCACUAGUGCUAAGAUUGACCAAUAAAAUCCUAAACAGUUUAAAGUUUGAAGAGAGAUG
This is a messenger RNA of Pseudonaja textilis, 2434 nucleotides long. RefSeq names its product SAYSVFN motif domain containing 1 (gene SAYSD1). Lineage: Eukaryota; Metazoa; Chordata; Lepidosauria; Squamata; Elapidae. The record is from RefSeq and is a predicted model, not a curated record.